CGGGCCGCGGUGACGGGCGAGCUCCGGGCCGGGACAAAGGGCCAUGGCCGAGCGGGCCGCUGCCCAGGCUCCAGAAUGGGACAUGGAGUCUCAGCACUGGCCCCUUUCACAGCCCCACGCUGUCCCCCGACGGACUUCUGCGAGAGAAACCCCGCUGCACACGGCGGAGAUCUCCCUGACUCUAGUCGCUGCCGUUCAAGCUGUGGAGAGAAAAGUGGAUGCUCACGCCAUCCGGUUGCUGAAUCUGGAAGGGAGAACAGGGACGGCUGAGAAGAAAUUGAUAGGUUGUGAGAAAACCGUGGUGGAGUUCGGGAACCAGCUGGAGAGUAAGUGGGCCGUGCUGGAGACUCUGAUCCAGGAGUACGGGGUCCUGCAGAGGAGGCUGGAGAACAUGGAGAACCUGCUGAAGAACAGGAACUUCUGGGUCCUGAGGCUCCCCCCAGGGACUAAGGGGGACGUCCCCAAGGUCCCCGUGCCGUUUGAUGACGUCUCCGUCUAUUUCUCCGAGCCGGAGUGGGAGAACUUAGACGGAGGGCAGAAGGAGCUGUACAAGAACGUGAUGAAGGGGAAUUACGAGACCCUGAUCUCGCUGGACUACGCCGUCUCCAAACCCGACAUCGUGUCCCAGAUAGAGCAGGGGGAGGAGCCGUGUGUCAGAGAUCGGGAGGACUCCGAGAGCAGAGAGAUCCCUCCGGAGCCCUGCUCGGAUAGCAGGGUGGUGGUCAAAGUGGAGGAGGAGAGCCCUGAGGAGGAGCCGGAGAACAUGGAGCUACAAAGGACGUUGCCGGAAAUGGAGGUUUUCCAGUGUCCGGAGCAGGGAACAGCCCGUGAGGAGAGCCUGUGCAGCCCCGGGAGGGAGCCAGCGGACCUGCCCGGAAACGGCCUGGAGGAGCCGACUCGGUGCGGGACAGACCCCCAGGAGCUCAAGCCGUUGCUUGUUCACCUGCAGAGCCCCGCGGCAGCCAGGCUGUUCGUCUGCGCCGAGUGUGGGAAGAGCUUCCGCAGCCGGCAGCAUCUUACCCUGCAUCAGAGGGACCACGCGGGAGCAGGGCCCUGCCUGCCGCAGCCCAGGGAGAGCUUUGCCCUGAAACCCGGCCCCAGACCCCACCCCGGGGCCCAGGCGGGAGGCAAACCCUACAAGUGCUCCGAGUGCGAGCGCAGCUUCUGCCACAAGUCCAGCCUGCGGAAGCACCACCUGGCUCACACCGGGGAGCGGCCCUACACUUGUGCCGAGUGCCGGAAGAGCUUCAAACAGAGGGUGAGCCUGGUGCUGCACCAGCGGAUCCACUCGGGGAGGAGCGAAGGCUCCUUCAUCUGCACGCAGUGCGGCAAGUACUUCAGCCACCACUCCAACCUGACGCGGCACCUGCGCAUCCACACGGGGGAGCGGCCCUACAAGUGCACCGAGUGCGAGAAGAGCUUCACGCGCAACCAGUACCUGGUGGAGCACCAGCGCAUGCACGCAGGCGAGCGCCCCUAUCACUGCGCCGAGUGCGGCAAGAGCUUCCGUUACAAGCGCUCGCUCUACUACCACCAGAACAUCCACCCUGGGAAGGGCUUCCCCGGGCCGGGGCCAGGGCCAGGCCACGUGGGAUGGACCCUUAUGCCUGUGUGGAUCCCCCUGCAAGAGCAAGGCCUGGGUUUUAAUUCAAUACAGAACAUAACAGAGAAGCUACCUCCAUCCCUGGCAGAAGAGCUGGUGAAACCCACCACCAGCCAGCAGGAGCAAGGAUGGCGCAUGGUGCCAGUGACGUUCGAUGAUGUUUCCGUCUAUUUCUCUGAGCAGGAGUGGGGGAAAUUGGAUGAUUGGCAGAAAGACCUUUACAAGAACGUGAUGAAAGGCAACUACGAAUCAUUGAUCUCACUGGACUACGCCAUCUCCAAACCUGACCUUCUGUCCCGGAUUGAACGGGGGGAGGAGCCGUGUGGGGGGGCUCAGGAGGACUCCGAGGAGAGCGCGAUCCCAAUGGAGCCUAGCACAGAAUCGCUGAGCCUUACUCAUGACACUGUAUCGUGGGUAAAACAAGAAGACCUGUACAUCAGGGAUCAGUGGGACUCAGAGGAGAGAGCGAUUUCUACAGAGCCCAACACAGCAGAUGACGAGGUUGUAGUCAAAGCUGAGGAGGGAAUCCCGGUGAACCUGGAGCUUUACAGCACGUUGCCUGGACAACCAGAAGAGACUGUUUUCCAGUACCCUGAGCAGGAACCGAUCUGUGAUGAUCAGGGCAACGUCAGCAUCCAGGGAGAAUACCCUGAUGGGAACAGACUGGGGGACUCGGCUGCAGGCGAGGGAGACUUCAGUAACUUCACCACAAUCAUUGUCCAAGAGGAGAGCCUCCCAGGAGAGGCGCCGUACCUCUGUUCUGAAUGUGGGAAAAGCUUCCUCUACGAGCAGCAGUGCGUACUGCACCAGAGGAUCCAUGACGGAGACCACACGCCUCCUGAGUGCAGGGAGAGCUUCAAGCAAAACCACUGCCUCAAAUCCUGCCCACAGAGCCAGCCGGGGGAGAGACUCUAUAACUGCCCUGAGUGCGAGCGGAGCUUCCCUCACAAGUCGAGCCUCAGCAAACAUCAGCUCUCCCACACGGGGGACCGGCCGUACACUUGUGCUGAGUGCAAGAAGAGCUUCCGGUUGAAGAUCAACCUCAUGAUACACCAGAGGAGUCACGCGGGGAAGAGCAGGGGCUUGUAUAUCUGCAACGAAUGUGGGAGGGGCUUUAACCACCAUUCGAACUUCAUUAGGCACCAGAUGAUCCACACUGGGGAGAGACCCUAUGGCUGCACCGAGUGCGGGAAAACCUUCAUGCGGAAGGAGCACCUCCUGACCCACCGGCGCCUGCACACGGGAGAGCGGCCCUACCAGUGCACCGAGUGCCGGAAGAGCUUCACCCGCAAGCAGCACCUGGUGGGACACCAACGCAUCCACACGGGGGAGAAACUCUGGGGGACGCUGGCAGCACAGAGACGCUUGCACGACCUGCCAGGCAAAGUGCACAGGGGAGAGCCUGUGUCGCUGCACUCGAUGCACAAGGAGUUCCCCCCGGGUUUGCUGAGCUACUCCGGGGAGUCAGGCCCCGUGCUGCCGCAGAGAGCGGAGCGCCCCGGCGCAUCGGCCCCUCCCCGCCGCCUCAGGCCUGCGCUGCCUCAGCCAGGGGCGAGCUCCAGAUCCUCCCGCCCGGCGGAGCUCCGGCUGCGCCUGGGCCGGGAACAAAGGGCCAUGGCCGAGCGGGCCGCUGCCCAGGGUCCAGAACUGGAUGCAGUGACACAGUGCCCAUCUCCUUUACCGCCUCCCAUUGUCCCUGAACGAACAUCUGAAAGAGAAACUCAGACUGCAGAGAUUUCCCUGACUGUUGUGGCAGCAAUUCAAGCCGUAGAGAGGAAGGUGGAUUCUCAUGCCACACGGUUGUUGGAUCUGGAGGGGAGAACUGGGAUGGCUGAGAAGAAAUUAAUAGACUGUGAGAAAACAGCAGUGGAGCUUGGCAACCAGUUGGAGAGUAAAUGUGCUGCACUGGGAACUCUGAUCCAGGAGUACGGGCUACUGCAAAGGAGGCUGGAGAACAUGGAGAACCUGCUGAAGAACAGGAACUUCUGGAUCCUGAGACUCCCCCCAGGCACUAAUGGAGAAGUCCCUAAGGUGCCCGUGACAUUUGAUGACGUCUCAGUCUAUUUCAAUGACAAGGAGUGGGAGAAACUAGACGAAUGGCAGAAGGAACUGUACAAGAAUGUAAUGAAGGGCAAUUAUGAAUCUUUGAUCUCCUUAGACUCUGCAAUUUCCAAACCUGGUGUUUUGUCACAUUUCGAACAAGGAGUAGAGUCACGGGUCAGAGGGCAGCAGGACUCAGAUGAGGAGAGAGAAAUCCUUACUGACCCCGGUGCAGCAGGUAUAAGGGUUGUGAUCAAAACAGAGGAGAUUAAUCCUGAGGACUGCCCUGAAAACCUGGAGCUGGACAGAAUGUUGGAACGAUCAGAAGGAAGUUUCCAGAAUCCAGACCAGGAAGUAACCCGUGGUAGUCCGUAUGGCUCAGUAACGCCUCCGAGAAACCCCUCAGGGAACUGUCUGGAUGAGUCCACCGAAUAUAAAACAGAUUUCAGUGAAAUCAGAAGAGUCAUUGUUCAGCAGGGUAACUGCACAGAUGAUGGGAUUGUGAUCAAAACUGAGGAGGAGGAUGAUCCUGACACCCUGGAGCCAUAUGCCAUGUUCUCAGGCAGAGCAGAGCAGCAGAUUUUCCAGAAUCAUGAGCAGGGGACAACCUGUGAGGCUCAGUGCAGUUCCAAAAUGCAACAGAGAAACCUAAUCGGAAACAGGCCAGGGCAAUCUGCUCCCUGUGAAAGAGACUCCAGUGAAACGAAGACGGUCAUUGUUCACCAGAGAAACCGCACCAGGGAAAGACCUUAUAUCUGCCCUGAGUGUGGGAAAAGCUUCAUGCUGAAGAUCAACUUUAUAAUCCACCAGAGGAACCAUCUCAAAGAGGGGCCCUACGAAUGUAAUGAGUGCGACUUAAGCUUCAGGAUCAAGCAGCAGUUUAUCCUGCACCAGCGCAGCCACACACGACGGGGAGUCGGCCCAGCCCGGCGUGUGGAGAACUUCAGAGACAAGCACAGCCUCAAGCCAGAGCAGAGAACGCCACCGGCAGGGAAACCCUAUAAAUGCACAGAGUGUGAGAGCAGCUUCAGCCACAAGUCGAGCCUCAGCAAACAUCAGAUCACGCACGUGGGGGAGCGGCCGUACACGUGCAGUGAGUGCAGGAAGAGCUUCCGGCUGCAGAUCAGCCUGAUCAUGCACCAGAGGAUCCACACUGGGAAGAGCGAGAUGUCCUUCAUAUGCCCUCAGUGUGGGAAAAACUUUAGUCGCCCCUCCCAUCUCCUCAGGCACCAGAGGACUCACACGGGGGAGCGGCCCUAUAAAUGCACCCAGUGCGAGAAAACCUUCAGUGAGAAGUCCAAGCUUACCAACCACUACCGCAUCCACACGCGGGAGCGGCCGCAUGCCUGCACUGAAUGCGGCAAAGGCUUUAUCCGCAAGCACCACCUGCUGGAGCACCAGCGCAUCCACACUGGGGAGCGACCCUACCACUGCACUGAGUGCGGCAAGAACUUCACUCAGAAGCACCACCUGCUGGAGCACCAGCGGGCUCACACCGGCGAGAGGCCCUACCCCUGCACUGAGUGCACUAAGUGCUUCCGAUAUAAACAGUCCCUUAAGUACCACUUGAGGACGCACACGGGGGAGUAGGAGCCAAUGGGAGCUGCACCCCACCUGGGCAUUUGAGUCAGGAGUCUUUGUGGAAGGAAGCAGUGGUGCAACAGUGUGUCGGGACUGAUAAUUUGAUGUAAAACAAAGCAAGCAAAUAACAUGCAGCAAAAUUUAAAAGAACAGAAAAAGCUAAUUUAGGGUAAAUAUUCAUCAUAAUGUACAGGAUAUUUUGCUGAAGUAGGACUAACUGCUUUUUAAAUCUAUUCUUUUUGAUAAUAAAUGUGAAGUAACUUUUAUUUGAUAAGCAAAUUUAAGAUUUCAGUUUUUUUAAAUAUAUAAUUUUACACUGUACAUCGUACCUUUUAAUCUGGAAAAUCCCAAAGUGGUUUACAUGCCUUCUACAGGGAUCGUCUCACCUGCUGCUGAGAUGCAGCUGCCCCCGGGUGGAACAUGGCAUCUCUUUAGCAGUGCACAGCAAUAGUAUGUGCUCCAAUCCCGGUCGAGAUUAUUAGUAUAUCCACACACAAACUACAACAAGAAUUUUGUAUGGAUUAUUUAGAUGUAAAAUGAUAACGGAUGGCUUGCCCUAACACAAUCAUUAAUUAUACAAUACAGUGGAAUCCCAGUCACAUUAAAAUAGUCAUGCCACCUGGAAGCCAGCCAGCCAGCCAGCCACCUCUUUAUCGUUCUGGGAAGGUAGACAGUGUCAAGUGGAAAUUUGUCUAGCUGACUGAUGUAAACGCCCCUGCUCUUGCAAUGAAAAGAAUCUACUCAGUUAUCCAGUCUGUCUCCCUGCCAACACAUGAUGUUCCCAAGUGUGUUGGUCAUUCUAAUUUCAAAUGACCCAAGUGGUAAAGUUUCCACUGCAUCCCUUGGCCAGCUGUUGUCAGCUGCCCCAUCGCCGCUUUAGAAAGUUUGCAGAUAUAUGCUAACUCUCUAAUGGGCUUUAUGGUCAGGGCUUUGGUGUUCUAUUUCGUCUGAAAGAGCACUGCCCUGGGGCAUUGGCUCAGUGCAUGUUCAUUCAGUAAGGGCUGGGAGGGCAGGGCAGGGCUGGGAGAACCUUGAUGAGUAUGUGGAUCCUUGGAGGAGUCCUCCCAGCCCUAGUUUCACCACAGUGUUCAGACUGAUGUGGAGCCAGGUGCUGGUUUCCCUGUGCAGUGUCCCUGUCUAGUGUGUCCUGCUGUGAAUGGGAAAAAUCAACAGCAGCACAGGGUGGGGUGGCUGUGUCUCCGGUGCUCUUCUGUGGGUAUUUUGGGGUAGAAGAGAUGGCUCUGAAUCUCCUGCAGCCCAGGGACAGGGUGGAAAUAGGAAUAAAGCCUUUGGUUGGGUUUAGAAAACACCCCUUGCUAGAUCCGGUUGUGCCCAGGUCAGUAGGUGUUUCCCAGGGAUCCACCGAAUGGUGAAUAUUCAGGUAUUGAAUUUCAUUUUAUUGUCACACUGGAGUCAGUGCAGAGUGAGGGACCAAUAGAUCUUCAUACUGGGCUAUAAACAAUCCAGCUUUGUGCUACUGGAUUACUCAUUCCUCCCAGUGCCUUUUUCUGAAAUUCUUACAGCGCCGUGAUUAUUCCAGGUCUGUCAUUUCAUGAUUCUUGCAGUUCACGUGAUUAGUGGCAUCAAAUUUAAUUUUAUUGGCUUUUGUCACAGAUUAAAUCUAGAGAAAUUUGAGCUGAAAAGUCGUAUUAGUACAGUCCACUCCUGGGUGCCAGUGUAGAAUCCUCUCCUAUUGGAUGAAAUUCUCCCCUGUGCAGAUGGCCAGCAAUUGGGUGAGUUAAGUAGGAUUUUAGUGGUGCCAGCACCUUAUUCUGGCCUGACCAUAGAUAAAUUGCACCCGUUUGGACAAUUAUCUCCAAUAAACCAUGGCGUUUUUUAUUUUUUUAAAGCUGUUAACAUGUUUUUCAGACUAAAUUGUGUGCUACGUAAAAAUAAGCAUCUCAUUAGAGGUAUCAAUGUAUGUUUUAUUUAUAUAAAAUGUAAUGUAUUAGCUAGCUAUGCACUGACUCUAUCUUAAGCACUUAUGUGGCCCCAAUUAUCAUAGUAUCUAAGUACUUUACAACCUGUAAUGUGUUUAUCCUCUCUCACUCUGUAAGGAAUUGAACUGAGGUCCUAUACGUGCUAAGCAACAGCUCUAAUCACUGGACUACCCUUGCUUAGUGAGCCCGUACAACCUGAUUUCGCAAUAGAGCAUUUCAUUGCAAAUUGCAGUUGUACCUCCCUCCCCCAAAUUAUAAUACAUAUUUCCUCUGGCUGUUUUAAUUGCAUGGCUCUAAUGCUUGGAAUUGUCUUCUUCCAGAUAAAAUACAAGCAUUCUGGAUCAAGAGAAUUUAAAAAGUAACAAGAUAUGCUACAAAGAUAUUGGGAACCAAUAUAAACCCAGUCAGUGAUUCGGUGGUCAGGGACUGUCUCAGCAUUUGAACUAUGGACUCACUGCUGGGUAUCCAUACUAUUUGGAGACUGGCCUGUUCUGUGAGCUCUUCCCCUGUGCAGGUGGUGCUGCUCAUGCCCAGAGCUGAGGAAGAAUCUUCUCUGGGUUUUGCUUUAAAUGGCUACAGGCUGGUUCCCAGGCUGCACUCUGUUUCGUCAGCAUAGCUGCUGUGCCCAUCGCCUAGUGAGGAGAAACUGGGACUGCCCAGCCCAGCAUGGGAGAGGGAGAGUUGGGGAAACACUAAUGUCCACUCCUGUGCAGAGAUGAGGGGGUGAGAUCUGGAGUCCUCCUGCCCCACUGAGUUCCAUCUGCAUCUGGGCUUGGGAAGGUGGAUCAUGGCUGAACGUGGGCUCCUGCUCAUGUGAGCGAUUUAAUCUAGGAUCUGAAAGCAUAAAGCUGUAUUGCCUCAGCUGAGAGACCCAGGUCUAUUGGCUCAAAGGCUGUAGCAAACUCAGACUUGUGUGUUGUCCAGUGCUGGCCUGUGAGCAUUGGCUGCACGUGCAACACAGCUCCACUCUCAGUUGGGGAAAGACAAUUGUGUUGUACAUUCCAGACUGCAUACGUAUUAUUUUUAAUGUCACGCUUGGAAGGAGGUUUCCUUUUUCCAGACUGGUAAUCCUUUGAAUCAGGCCAGCCAACCCAAACUUUAGGGGCUGUCAUUGUUUCACUCUCUGUAUUUAAGUUUAAAUUAAACCCAUAGCAUCAAGUUCUGCUCUCAUUUUCGUACAGGCACUGAAUGCAGCCGUUAGAAGAAUUUGGCUCUA
Messenger RNA from Terrapene triunguis (Three-toed box turtle), 8380 nucleotides. RefSeq lists its product as uncharacterized. The coding region runs from base 44 to 5233 and encodes 1729 amino acids. Gene Ontology annotation, molecular function: DNA-binding transcription repressor activity, RNA polymerase II-specific. The record is from RefSeq and is a predicted model, not a curated record. NCBI's taxonomy places the organism in Eukaryota, Metazoa, Chordata, Testudines, Emydidae. The transcript has 17 exons. Gene Ontology annotation, biological process: negative regulation of transcription by RNA polymerase II.